GGAGAGCGGAGACCGGGUAAGGGGGGCCUUGGGAGCCAGGGAGCCCUGAACCAGAGGGUCAAGGACCCCUGGACGGAGUAUUCCCCGGGCUCCCGGGACACAACAAGAUCAGCUGGGAAUGAAUGGGUCCUGGGCUUUUGGGAAUCUGAGUGGGGCAUCCCUUCCUCCGGGCGCCGGGCUGCACCCCCUUACCCUGGGCAGCCGCGGGGCCGUGACGCCUGGCGGAGGGGGCGCGCAUCUCGGCGCGCGCCUGUCUUCGCAGUGGCUCAUUCAUCGCCGCCGAGGCACGCCGUUGCCAUGGGGACGUGAUGCAGGCGCGGGGAGCGGGAGGGAGAGGGAGGCCCCGGGUGACGUCCGCGCUCUUCUCGCAGCUAGUCUCCCGCGGCCUCCCAAUUCUUGCCUAAUUUGGAAGAGAGCCGCAGCCCUUCUGCUGAUGCGCGCGCGCUGGCGCCUUUUUAAGGCAACUGGCGGAGUGGCGGCUCCACCAGAGCCUGGGAGCUGCCCCCGCCCCCGAGCCGCGAGCCCCGCGCCGGGCCGGGGAGUCCCCGGCGCCACACGCCCCCACCACCCCCAUCUUAGCGCCCCCCACCCUCUAUGGAGACAUUUCAACCAGGGAGAAGGGAGGUCCUGCCCUUGCCCCUCGCCCCCGCCCUGCUCCUCCAACAGGGGAGACUUCUGUCCAAACCUUGGAAGGAAACGAGAUGCCAGGCCUAGCGCCUUCGGGGAUCCUCUCUGGACAAGGCCACAGGGUGAAAACACCAGUCUGGACCUGGGCGGACUUUCUGGAAAAGCUUCUGGAUGCCACGGACUCCAAGACCAACCAACUAGGUUGCUGCUGCUUGUAAACAUCGCCUCCAUUGAAGGAUUCCUGCAGCCACCAGCUCUGGAACUUUCUAGAACCAAACCUUUCCCCAGACUGCCUACAAGGACCAAUUGGCCUCUGGAUCACUUCCUGGAGGCGUUUGACCGGGACCUGGGAGGGCAGCUGAGAAGUGCCUGACCAUUCUCAAGGAGCUGCGUGGAUUCCAGACAUCUCUGGGCCGGUCUCUGGACCGGGAUGGGGGACCCAGAGGUGGAGCCGAACACACAAGUAGCACUUGAGGGCUCCGAGGGUGGCAAGGAGAGAAGUUCCUGCUCUGGUACAGCCCUGGGACCUUGAAAGGUGCUUCAACAGAGCGUCCACUCCCAGCGCCUAGCCCUGGGACCUUGAAUGGUGCUUCAACAGAGCGUCCGCUCCCAGCGCCAAGCCCUCAGUGCAGAGGGGGAGACUCAGGCAGCCCUCAGACACAAUUUGCCAAGGUCGCACAGCAAGUCAGGGUGCCGCUAAGACUAGGACCUACAGCUCUGCCUCCUGGCCCAGGCUCCUCAGCACCUGGGCCCCAGAGGCCAGCCUGUGGGAGGCCCACAUGGCCACUGCACCAUGAACCAAGGAUCUGGUCUGGGUCCACCUCCACCAAGUGCUGGCCGUGUGUCACUUGGGUCACUCCACUCUCUGCAUUAGGUCUCAGUCAUCCAAGACCAUCUUUCAAGGGCCGUCACUCCAAUUAUGAGUCUGGGAUUUUCUGAAAUUGAGCAUUUUGGCCAGGCUGUGGGGGCCCUCUAUGGCUGCCUGUAAGACACUGCCAAGGGGACUUUCUUCCUUUCACCAGACUGAAGCUAAGAAGUGCUGGAGACAGCAGUUGCUUUAGCCACAGGCUGUGUAGACCACCUGAGGAUGACCUGGGGGUCUGUUUUGUGCACCUUGGAACCCAUCGGAUCCCUCCAAUGACACAUUUGUCCAGAGCAAGACAAGAUCACACUUUGACAGCCCUCUGUCAAGAUCCUUGCUCCAAAUCUCCAGACUAGCAGCCAGGAGUCUCCAUGCUGUUCUGAAGAAGCAGAUUCCUCACCCACCCUUCAACUCCUUCCCAGGAGGUAAUCCUCCUCCAAAUCUCUGGAAAAGAUACACCUCCUCUUCUCUGAUAAAGGCUGGAGGGUGAUGCCCCUCCCCCAGUUUCCCAAUAAAGCUAUGCAAGACAGGGGCAAGGGAUCUCACGGCCUGUUUUUGCUACAAAAACCCUUUUUCGGAAAAAAUAAUAAAGAAAGGAAUCAGCCAAUCCCUCCUCGAUGCCAUCACCUCUUCUUGGUGAUUUUUCGGGGAAGGAGUGGGUGGGUUGCUAUGGCAACAGAUGCGAGCUCGUCUCAGUAAAGAAGGGACCUUGAUAUUAUUUUCUCUCUCUCAUUCUCUCAGUUGUGUGUGUGUGCGUGCAUGUGUAUGUGCGCCUGUGUGUGUGUGCAUGCGCGCUACGCAUGCCUGUGCCCACACCAGGAAUUUUUUUUUUUAGAACUAAAGAAAGCCC
Messenger RNA from Gorilla gorilla gorilla (western lowland gorilla), 2339 nucleotides. RefSeq lists its product as uncharacterized. Lineage: Eukaryota; Metazoa; Chordata; Mammalia; Primates; Hominidae. The record is from RefSeq and is a predicted model, not a curated record. Bases 119 to 1000 code for a protein of 293 amino acids. The transcript is spliced from 4 exons.